Molecule: messenger RNA, 1458 nt
Organism: Aspergillus affinis
Lineage: Eukaryota; Fungi; Ascomycota; Eurotiomycetes; Eurotiales; Aspergillaceae
Product: cystathionine gamma-synthase
Exons: 2
Coding region: 1-1458 (485 amino acids)
Biological process (GO): transsulfuration
Molecular function (GO): cystathionine gamma-synthase activity; pyridoxal phosphate binding
Source: RefSeq, a predicted model, not a curated record
AUGCUAUUUUCGAAUCCCCGCGCCGCAGAAGCAUGUAAAUCGUACAUCGCCUCCGUCGAACGACAGAAGCAGCAAGCCGAUAUCAGCGACUGGAUCGCGCUGACGUCGCUGGGCUGGGAAUCCUUCACCACCCCACAAUCACACUCCAGUCUGCCCAUGCUCUACGCAGUCACAUACCCCGAGGGCUGGCACGCCACUGCGACGACCUUCUGGCGCCUCACGGGCCUUGGGAUCUCCUCGCGUCUGUCCGAGGAAUGCCUCGAGCGGGUCGAAACACUGCGCAAGAUGGAGUCCAUGCCGAGAUGCCUCUCUAGCAAUGACACCGAAGUCUACUUCAUCCUUCAAUCUCGCAUUGCCAGCCUCAUCGAACGAGCUCCCAUCACCGAUCGACCGCGCAAAGUCGCCGGCGAGGAUGUAUAUCUGUACCAGUCCGGCAUGGCGGCCAUCUACAACAUCCACCAGAUGCUUCUGCGAUGGCGCGGCGCAGAAAGCGCCAUCGUCGGGUUCCCCUAUGAGCUGACUAUCAAAAUGCUGGAGACCUACGGUCCCGGGUAUACGUUCUACAGCGCCGGCACCGACGCUGACAUCGACCAAUUCGAAGCGCAUCUCGAGAAACUGGCCAGCUGCGGACAAAAGCUUCAGGCUGUGUGGUGUGAAUGUCCAUCCAAUCCGCUCCUGCGUACCGUCGACCUCGAUCGGAUCCGGAGACUUGCUACGAAAUUCGACUUCGUGGUCGUGGUCGACGAUACUAUCGGCAGCUUCGCCAAUGUCGACGUGUUAGAUAUCGCAGAUAUCGUGGUCACCUCGCUGACCAAGUCUUUUAAUGGAUUCGCAGACGUCCUGGCAGGCAGCUUAAUCCUCAACCCCAACUCCCCUCACCACCAAACCUUCCACACUCUCCUGCACCAACCCCCCCAUAAAACCAGCAACACCAACACGAACCUCUACCUCCUCGAUGCCCUUCACCUCGAAAUCAACAGCCGCGACUACCUAACCCGCUCCUCAAUCCUCAACACCACCGCCGAAUACCUCGUCGACUCCCUCGUCCCCCACGCCUCCAACUCAAAUAACCCAACAAGCGUCCUCUCCGCAAUUUACUACCCAAAACUCUGCCGGUCACGCUCAAACUACGCCCGACGAAUGCGUCCCGCCACGCCGGACGACGGCUUCAUCCCCGGCUACGGAUACCUGUUCACACUGGAGUUCGUGAGCGUGGCCACCGCGACGGCGUUUCUGGAUCGGUUGGGGGUUCAUAAGGGGCCAUCUAUUGGGGCCCAUGUUACGUUGGCACUGCCGUAUGUGCAGAUGGUCUUGCAGAGGGAGAAGGAGUGGGCGGAGGGGCAUGGGUUGAGGGAGACGAUUGUUAGGGUUUCCGUUGGGUUGGAGGAUAAAGAGGCCCUCGUGGAGGGGUUUCGGGUGGGGUUGGAGGAGGCGGAGAGGGUCGGUAAGGGGGUAUGA